CAAACACUUAUUUUUAAACAUAUCGAUAUAAUGCAGCAGUUUAGUGCGCGGGAGAAGUAUUUGGUGUCCAACACCUUAAAUUGUUGGCCCGUGAUGCUGCAGGGUCAUUCCGUACUGAUCGAUCUGCACAACGAGACCUCUGUGGCCGGAAUCAUCGAUGUAGCGGAUGGACACAUGACCUGCGAGCUCACCCAUGCAGUUUUCAUCGAUCGCAAUGGUGGUCAGCACCCCUUUGAUCACUUUAUGGUGCGGAAUCGAAUGAUACGGCAGAUCCACAUACCUUCGUACUUGGAUGCCGAGCAGGAACUUCGAAGCGCAAUGGAACGGGGAGUCCUGCGAAGAAAGCGAGUGGAAACCAAGGGCGGAAAGCGGACAUUCAAGCAAAAACGAGCGGAAGUGCGACACAAGGAAACAUUGCAAAUGAUCUCACAGCAAAAAAAGAAUAAGGAAACCUAAACUAUUAAUAUAUGCGUACUUGUUAUAUUUACCAAAAAUACAUUACAUACAUACAACUACAUUUAUAGUAAUAAACCUAUGAAAAGC
Messenger RNA from Drosophila melanogaster (fruit fly), 543 nucleotides. RefSeq names its product Lsm10 (gene Lsm10). The record is from RefSeq and is marked reviewed. The transcript has a single exon. The coding region runs from base 31 to 456 and encodes 141 amino acids. NCBI's taxonomy places the organism in Eukaryota, Metazoa, Arthropoda, Insecta, Diptera, Drosophilidae.